UCGGAACACCUUAAACAUUCGAAAUUCAUAAAUCAUUUGAAUUAUGUUACGAGAUAUUCAUUUCCACUUCCACUGAAUCAUUAGAAGUUUCAAUCUCUACGAUCAUCUCGCGUUUCUCUUGUGCGGUCUUCUCUGGUUUUGCUUUGUUAUGUCAAAGCAUCAAUCUGAUGCAGCUGGCCAAGAUAAACUCGGUCCUGAUUACUUCAGUUACUUCAGACGGGAAGUUAUAGAUUUGUUAUCUCAAGAGGAUAAUCUGCUUUCUACUUCUUCUUCACAUGAUUCACGGAUAUCUGAAGCUUCAUCUUCAUUUGGUGAUAGCAUGGGACCUAAGCUCUCUCAUUUUAAGAAAGAAAAACUGAAGGCAUUGCUCAGGCAGAGUGCUGUUGUUCUUUCAGAAGAAGUAAAUGAGAUGCUCGGGCCUGCUCUAUCUAUCCAACAAUUGAAGUCAGAUUUGAGAUCCAAAAAGAACUUGGAAAAUGUAGACAAAAUAGUUAUGAACGAUGCAGAGCAAGCUCCUUGUAAGAAACUCAAAUCCUCAUCCUCUUCAACCAGCCUAUCUGCGCACAAGAAUUGUGGUAGCCUUGGAAGUAGUAGAGUGAUAGAUGAUGAAUUGCAGUUCUUUCUAGAGAACAAUAGUGAGCAGAUCGAAGCAAUAGUGACAAAUCUUUCAAACGAACUGUCUGGAAAACUAGGACACAUGGAGCAACAGCUUGAGGAAGUUCUUGAUUCUGUGACAUCAAAUUGCAGGCCUAUGACCUUCAAGGAAAAGGAACAGCUUCAGAAAAUGAUUCAGGUGCUUCCACCACAAAAUCUUGGCCGUGUUGCAGAAAUCAUCCAACAUAUGACAGACGAAACGGAUUCCUCUUAUGAAAUCCAUAUUGAUUUGGAUAAAGUGAAUAACACCACUCUCUGGAGAUUAUAUUACUAUGUAGAAGCAGUUGAGAAAGCAAAGAAGCUAGCAUCCGAAUGAAUAACUUUGUCUCUUGCUUUUGCUGCUCCAAGAAUCAUUUUUGAAAGAAGAUGAUGCAUGAUGCCUUCAUGCUCUGCUUUUGAACAAGUUUAGAAGCCCCUCCUCUCUUUGUUUCUAGGAUUUUGGAGGUGGCUGCUCAUAUCUUUAACUUGAAUUGUGGUUGAUUUUGAGGCUAAGAACACAUUCUUUUUGUUUGAACGACUUGCAAUCCUAUAAUUCAAUUGAGAUUGUAAACUCAUUCUUAUAUUUAUUAGAUACGACUCGACUUC
Cucurbita pepo subsp. pepo (vegetable marrow) is the source of this 1239-nucleotide messenger RNA. RefSeq lists its product as uncharacterized. NCBI's taxonomy places the organism in Eukaryota, Viridiplantae, Streptophyta, Magnoliopsida, Cucurbitales, Cucurbitaceae. The record is from RefSeq and is a predicted model, not a curated record.